GUUUUAGUUGUGGUCUGGUCUGUCUCUGUCUGCUGUGCUGACUGCUGAGUUGGUUUGAUGGUUUUUGUUUUUGGAGGAAACUUGUUGGAUUUGGAGUUGGUCAGUUGGAGUGUUGGAGAGGAGAGGAGAAGUGAGAACGAGAACCGAGAUCCGAGAAGAGAAGAGGAGAGGACACUGAGAACAGUGAGAACGAGACAUUGAACAACGAACAAGGCCGCCAACCAUCUUUCCAGUUUUGAGGCAUUCCAGAGGUGUAAAGAAUGUUCAAAAGAACUCCAAAAAUCUACCCAGUUGAGGCUGUCUCUGGCCGGUGAGCAGUCCUAAGUUACAUUAGGACUCAAAAAUGGCAUCUGGCAAAACUCAAGUUUCGAUGGAGUGGAAGAAAAGGGUGAGGCUUGAAUAUAAACGGAUUAGACAAAUAAAACGGCACAAAUGGGCAGACGAAGUGAAGGUCGCCUGGAAUAACAAUGCUGCUAAAAUGGAAGAUCUCCUGGUGGCUGAGCAAGAGCGAUGGCUGAACAGUAAAGCAGUCUGGAUGUGCCAGGCGGAAUUGCCGCCUCGUUCAUCCUGCAUGAAGAAAGCGGAUGUGUCUUGCUCUGACAGCAAUGCCAAAUCUGUACCUAUUGUCGUGAUGAAUGCUGUUGCACAGAUACCCACUAUGUAUACCUGGGCCCCCAUUCAGCAAAACUUUAUGGUUGAGGACGAAACAGUUCUCCACAACAUCCCGUACAUGGGGGACGAGAUCCUUGACCAAGAUAAGACCUUUAUUGACGAGUUGAUCAAGAAUUACGAUGGUAAGGUGCACGGAGAACAAGAGGGUAACAUCGACGACACACUGUUUGUGGAAUUGGUAGACGCUUUGGUUCCAUAUCAUAUCAAAGACCAGGAAGAAGCUGAGGCAGCGGCCAAAGAAAAGACGAACACUACUCCAUCUACAACUCCUCAGAAAAGUACAAACAAAAUGAAUGAAAAACAAUUCCCUGCCCAGAUAGUUUUUCAGGCUGUAUCGGCUAUGUUUCCUGACAAGGGUAGUCCUGAAGAAUGCAGAGAAAAGUAUCGUGAGUUGACUGCGCCAAACGCACUACCAGCCGAGUGUACACCGAACAUCGACGGACCCAAGGCGGAGUCAGUCCCUCGAGCUCAAACCAUGCACUCGUACCACACACUGUUUUGUCGUCGGUGCUUCAAAUACGACUGUUUUCUGCAUAGACUAAAAGUACAUCAUCCUGGACCCAACUUGACCAAACGCAAGGGGCCAGAUUUAAAAAACUUCUCCGAAUCUUGCGGCUCUGACUGUUAUAUGCUUUUGGAAGGGAUGCAGGAAAAGUUGGCAGCUGCUGCGAAAACCGCUGCGGCCACAGAACAGGCAAAAGAAGACAUGGAAGAGCAGAACGGAGUGAAAGGAGAGAACUCUGGAGUGAGGAAAGUGAGAAAACAAACAUCUGUAGACUCUGGCAAUGAAGCUAGCUCAGAAGACAGUAACGACAGUAAAGAAGGAGACAAGGAAGACGGUGAAGGUGAAGGGGAGGGAGAGGCCAGUGGAGGGGAGGUAGUGUCUCACCAGGCUGGGUUCUCCCUGCUGCCUCUCAUGCCCUCUAGUGAUCAGAAGGAGUGGACAGGCAGCGACCAGAGUCUGUUUCGAGCUCUGCAUAACGUGUUUCUCAACAACUACUGCGCCAUCGCUCAGAUCAUGCUUACCAAAACCUGUCAACAGGUGUAUCAGUUUGCGCAAAAAGAGGCGGCUGAUCUGGAGAUCAUGGAGUCGAUGAAAGACUACACACCGCCGAGGAAGAAGAAAAAGAAGCACCGUCUGUGGUCGAUGCACUGUCGCAAGAUCCAGCUGAAGAAGGAAAACAGCAGCAAUCACGUGCAUAACUUCACGCCUUGCGAUCAUCCGAGCAGUCAGCCGUGCGACAACAACUGUCCUUGCGUCGCAACAGGGAACUUCUGUGAGAAGUUCUGCCAAUGCAGCUCCGACUGUCAGAACAGGUUCCCUGGCUGCAGGUGCAAGGCUCAGUGUAACACCAAGCAGUGUCCUUGCUACUUGGCUGUACGAGAGUGUGACCCAGACUUAUGUCAGACUUGCGGAGCUGAUCAUUUUGACAUUCAGAAGAUCACCUGCAAGAACGUCAGCGUACAACGUGGCCUCCACAAACACCUUCUAAUGGCUCCGUCAGAUGUCGCUGGUUGGGGAAUAUUCUUGAAAGACUCGGCUCAGAAGAACGAGUUCAUCAGUGAAUAUUGCGGUGAAAUUAUCACUCAGGACGAGGCAGACAGGAGAGGCAAGGUUUACGACAAGUACAUGUGCAGCUUCCUCUUCAAUCUCAACAACGACUUUGUUGUUGACGCCACCAGGAAAGGCAACAAGAUUAGAUUCGCCAACCAUUCCAUUAGCCCUAAUUGCUACGCUAAGGUGAUGAUGGUGAACGGAGAUCACCGAAUUGGAAUCUUUGCCAAAAGAGCGAUCCAACCUGGAGAGGAGUUGUUCUUUGACUACAGAUAUGGUCCAACAGAGCAGCUGAAAUUUGUCGGAAUUGAGAGGGAAAUGGAGUUCCUGUAAGCGUUUCACGUCGUCGUUUGUAUAAUAUCACUUAUUUUUUUACUUUGAGAUUAAGUUUUCUGUUCACUACCUAUUAUUUCUUAGUUGAUGUAUUCGUUUAAGUAUUUCUUGGACUUAGUUUUAAAUUUUCAAACCCAUAAUAACCAAAUAGCAGGUAGAAAAAGACAGAUUACAUUUAAUUUCCACCUUUUAGUCAAUGCAUCUUCUACAUUUUGCAGUUAGUUCUAAGUCAAGCUUUAAACAUUUCCAAAAAAGUUGUUAAAUAAGUAAUUUAUUUUUAGUAUUCUUGUUUGGAUUGCUAUUUGUUAUUACAAUUUAAUUAAGUUUUCUACGUGAUUUAUACUUUUUUUAAUAUGCCAUUUUACCCUAAUGAUAAAUGAACAAAGAAUAUUUUAGUUACUCAAACCUUUUACUUUUUGUUCUUAUUCUUGCAAGUCAGCUCAAUAAUUAUUUGUAUCUAACUUUGUAUUGAUUUAAGACAAGAAUUUAUUACAUUUAUGAAAUAUCGAAAAGUAAGUUUUACUUUGUUAAAAAUAAUAGUUAAAACUAUAAAUUACUAAAUUUGUCAAGUUACUGUUAUCAU
Macrosteles quadrilineatus (aster leafhopper) is the source of this 3143-nucleotide messenger RNA. RefSeq names its product histone-lysine N-methyltransferase E(z)-like. Lineage: Eukaryota; Metazoa; Arthropoda; Insecta; Hemiptera; Cicadellidae. Gene Ontology annotation, biological process: chromatin remodeling. The transcript has 16 exons. Gene Ontology annotation, molecular function: protein binding; histone H3K27 methyltransferase activity. The record is from RefSeq and is a predicted model, not a curated record. Bases 344 to 2560 code for a protein of 738 amino acids.